AUGUCGUCUACCGAAGAUGCAGCCCAACUUAAAGCGGGACAUCCUCCCGCAGUCAAAGCAGGUGGAAUGAGAAUCACUCAGCACAAAGUGCCUCAUGUCAAAGAUGCUAAGGAAUCCACCACAGAAGACCUAACCGGCCUGUCAGGCCCCUCACCAGUUCCGUCCAACCCAGUAUCCAUAUCUGGAGCCCCGAACCGUGGCAAUGCGGACUUUACACCGCAAGCCGCACAAGUAGCUCAUAGUCCCAAGCCCCCGGCACACAUUAAUGUCAAACCAAGCCCAAACAUUCAACAACCCAGGAAGUAG
Molecule: messenger RNA, 306 nt
Organism: Leptosia nina
Lineage: Eukaryota; Metazoa; Arthropoda; Insecta; Lepidoptera; Pieridae
Source: the annotation of a GenBank genome assembly